Anisakis simplex (herring worm) is the source of this 231-nucleotide messenger RNA. The record is from the annotation of a GenBank genome assembly. NCBI's taxonomy places the organism in Eukaryota, Metazoa, Nematoda, Chromadorea, Rhabditida, Anisakidae.
AUGUGCUUAAAAGAAAACACUACGAUUUCAGGUCCACCUGGACCACCAGGAAGAGAUGGCCAACCCGGCAAACCUGGACCUCAAGGUCCUGCAGGUGAUCCAGGCGAGAAAGGUGCCGAUGGCUUGCCUGGACCACCUGGUCCUCCUGGACCAAGGGGACCUCCUGGACAGCCGGGCUCAUGUGACCAUUGUCCACCGCCACGCACUGGUCCUGGAUUCGUACGUCGUUGA